Hippocampus comes (tiger tail seahorse) is the source of this 1212-nucleotide messenger RNA. RefSeq names its product natriuretic peptide C-like (gene nppcl). Gene Ontology annotation, cellular component: extracellular region. NCBI's taxonomy places the organism in Eukaryota, Metazoa, Chordata, Actinopteri, Syngnathiformes, Syngnathidae. The transcript has 3 exons. Bases 509 to 904 code for a protein of 131 amino acids. Gene Ontology annotation, biological process: cGMP biosynthetic process; receptor guanylyl cyclase signaling pathway. Gene Ontology annotation, molecular function: hormone activity. The record is from RefSeq and is a predicted model, not a curated record.
UUUAUUUUGUCGAUAUAAUGAAUAGAAAGUUCAGACAUCUAUUUGAAAAGGUAGGGAGUAAAAGUAAAAAGCCGUCAAGAAAAUAAAUACUCAACUAGAUAACAGCUAAUUGGGAAAAAAAAUGAAAUGCAAGUUCUACAAGCAAAGUGUUUGCUCAUUGUUACUCGCCAUCAACUAGGCGUCUCCUAAAAAAACAAAUCCCAGCAUCCCAGUUGAUGCCAGGACGACAAACUUGCAAGUGGAGGCGGCGGGGUGGGCUGGGGAGAAAAAUCAUCAUCAUCAUCUCAAUCCCACCACAGAGCGGGCGAGGAGGAGGAUGAAGAGGAGGCGGGGCCAGGCCAGUGAGAUAGUGACGACGCACUCAGCAGGUGCCUCAAGUGGGAGGUCGCCCAGACCGACGAUGGAGAAGAGCCACUGAGCGCACAAGACAUCCGCACACAAGGCGCUGCACAACAAACAGCCCCUGCGUUUUCCUGUGGUCCAGCUUGUGCUCUUCACCCCGGCCACCAUGUUGCUUUGCUCCGUGCUGCUCGGAGCCAGCCUGCUCAUCCUGGCCCCCAUGGGGACGCCUCAGGCUCGCGCACUUCACCCUUCCCCUGGGAGUGCUCAGUUAAUGGAGCAGCUCCUGGAUCGCUAUAACGACCUGCUGACCUUCGAUGACCUGGAGAACCUUCUGAGCACUCCGGCCGAGGAGCAGUCCACCUUGUCCUCUGGAGCCAAAGCGUCCGAGUUUCCUGGCAAAUGGGCGGACGUCCAGCCGGAGACGCCCUGGCUCCGCCUCCUGCGGGGUGCCCUGGCCAAUCAGAAACCUGUGGAGUCGGAGCGCUCGCGGAGGGGGUGGAACCGAGGUUGCUUCGGCCUCAAGCUGGACCGGAUCGGGUCUAUGAGCGGAUUGGGUUGUUAGUCGACAGACUGGUGUCAUCCUUGUGGGACAGCGAGGAAGGUCAAGGGUGUUUGCGCGUUAGUCACCGUGCUGUUGUCGGCGUUAGCUUCCAGCGUCUUUGUAGCUGUUUCAUCGUUGCGCUGUCGUAUUUCACUAUUUCAAAAUAUCUUGAACAUCCAGCAGCAUUUUUUCCCCCCAUUGCGAUUGUAAUGGCCCAUCGUUGUGGUGUGUUGGAAUCCUUGUGCCAAGUACAAGUUGUAGAAUUGUCCGGCCCAUCAUGUCUACACCUCCUCUUCUGAUUUACACCAAUAAAUAGAUUUGACCUUUGU